UCUCGCGAUAGGCGCUCGUUUGUGCAGCCGCCAUAUUCUGUGACAAGUAUUUUGAUUCGUAUCUGUUGGAAGUAAGAAACGAGAAAUUAAGGGGGAGUAGAGGGGGUAAAGAAGAAGAGCUGUCAAAAUAAUUCCCGUGUCUCUGAAACAUCGGGGGCUGUAGUAACCCCCCACUCGGGUCAAAACAAAGGCCUGGGUACCGUAGAAACUCCGUCUACGAAGUCCACCUCGCCGCUUUUCUUUCAGCACCACGGCCCUGUGGGAGAUUCGGUGGUUGAGUUUCGGGUGUUGAAGGUGGCCCGGGGAGCGGCGGCGGAGACGAAGAUGCUCAAGCUGUGGCUGAGGUGCUGCCACCACUGAGGCAUCGUCAGUGUGCUGAACGGAGCAAGCAGAGCAGUCUUGACCUGGCAAUACACGAAUGGCCCAGGGAAGCCACCAGAUUGACAUUCAGGUUUUGCACGACCUGCGCCAGAAGUUCCCUGAAGUUCCAGAGGGUGUUGUUUCCCAGUGUGUUCUGCAUAAUAACAACAAUUUGGAUGCCUGUUGUGAGUACCUGUCUCAAGUAAGCCCAGGCUACUUGUACAGCAAAGGAGGCAAACUCAACUACACUGACGACCCCAGCUUCAUCAGGUUCCGGAAUCCCAUGACCCAGCUGAACCUGGGCCUGCAGUCUCAGUCUCAGAAUGUGCAUGCGACCCCGGGAAGGGACGGCCUGAGGAUGAACGGCAGCAGGACACUGUCCCACAGUCUUAGCCUGAGUGACGGGCCCCUACAGACAGGACAGCCCCCGAAUAGUGACUUCUUCCAGCAGGAGCCCCAGUCAGCCCCGGUGCAGGUGCCCGCCAGCCUCAAUGUGUUUGGCGUGAUGGAGCCCACGCGCAAGACCCAGCCGCCCCAGCACCUGGGACUUUACCAGCUGGGGGGCAAAGGGCAGUCCAUGGGCCAACAUGGCCAGCAGAUGCCCCGCUUCAACCCCAUCACCGUCACUCUGGCCCCCAACAUCCAGACGGGUCGCAACACCCCCACCUCUUUGCACAUACACGGCGGGCCCCAUACACAGUCUGGCUUGAGCAGUCCACAGGGUAACUCUAUCUACAUAAGGCCUUACGUGACCCAGCCCAGCGGUACAACCCGGCAAAGCCAGCAGCAGCUUCAGCAGCAAGCAGGAAGGGCCCAGUACAGCCCCACCUCCCAACCCCAGCAGCAGAUCUACCAGAUCUCCCAUCCCACCUCACUGCCUGGCUCCUGGACAGGCCCUUCCUCCCAGCAGCACCAGCACGGCUCCUCACAUACCUCACAGCACCAGUCACAGGGCCACCAGACCUCCCAUGUCUACAUGCCCAUCAGCUCCCCCACCAACCCACAGGCCCCCUCCUCUAUCCUCCAGGCCCCCUCUGGAGGUCAGGGCUCCUCUUCUGGUGCCUCCUCCUCUGGCAUGCCCUUAGGCAUGUCCUCCUUCAGCCAGUACAACAUCCAGAACAUCUCCACCGGACCGCGCAAGAACCAGAUAGAGAUCAAACUUGAAUCUCCUCAGAGGAGCAACUCCACCACGACCACGGCCGUGCUGCGCACCAGCAGUGGCCCCCGCUCCAACUCCUCCACCUCCUCCUCCUGCCCCUCAUCCUCCUCCUCUGUCGGGGCAGCACCUGGCCCAACCACCACCCCCCUGUCCAUCGGAGGCCCAGGUCUGAGCCGCAGCCAGCCCACUGUUUACAUCUCUGCCAGCCCGCCCACUGUUGCUGCUACCACCCCCUCUGAAGAGGCCAACAUGGCCUCAUCCGGCUCUCGCUCCCAGCCCAAGUUUUACAUUACUGCUAAUAACGAUGACGGUGGGGGCAGAAACCCUCCAACUGUCUACAUCUCUGCUCAACCACCUCCGCACGGGUCCCAGGGGCCCCGCAAUAUGGGGGGCCAGGUGAGCAUGGGCCCCGCCUACAUCCACCACCACCCACCCAAGUCCCGCGCGUCUAUGGGAGGGGCAGGCACAGCCACCUCGCCCCGAGUGGUGGUCACCCAGCCCAACACCAAGUACACUUUCAAAAUCACCGUGUCCCCCAACAAGCCCCCAGCAGUGUCCCCCGGCGUCGUGUCCCCCACCUUUGAGGCUACCAACCUCCUCAGCCUCCCCUCGGACCACCAUUUUGUGGAGCCUGACCCACAUCAUCUCUCAGACCCACUGUCCGUACACAGGGAGAGGCCCAGCGAGCCACGCAGACUCAGCAUGGGCUCAGAUGACGCAGCAUACACACAAGCCCUGUUGGUUCACCAGAAGGCCCGCAUGGACCGGCUGUGGCAUGAGCUGGAGCUGAAGAAGAAGAAGCUGGAGAAGCUAAAAGAGGAAGUCAACGAGAUGGAGAACGAUCUGACCAGGAGACGGCUAGAACGAUCCAACUCCCAGUCCCAAAUCCCCUCGAUUGAGGAAAUGCAGCAGUUGCGAUGCAACAACAGGAUACUGCAGAUCGACAUUGACUGCUUAACUAAAGAAAUCGAUCUCCUUCAAACAAAAGGACCACACUUUAAUCCCAGUGCCAUUCAUAACUUCUAUGACAACAUUGGAUUCCUAGGUCCUGUCCCACCCAAACCCAAAGGUACUUUAUCUGUUGAGCCAGAGGGCCUGGGGAAAGACAGGAGAACAUUUAAUGUCACCUCCACCCUAACCAUGGAACCCUCCUCUGCCCCUCCUCCCCCUGCUGCUCUCCCUCUGGAGUCGAGCAGUAAGAGCGUUAAGACUGUAGCAGACCAGGAGGAAGACGAGGGGACGCAGUGGAGCUGCACGGCCUGCACCUUCCUCAACCACCCCGCCCUCAACCGCUGUGAACAGUGCGAGUUCCCACGGCACUUCUGAGCCACAAAGACGCCAACAACACCAACAACCUGCAUCACUUUUCAAUGCGAAUCAAAGAAACUACAUUAGAAAAGACUGUUUUUUUCCCUUCUUUUUCUAGUGGUAAGAAAAUGAAUGGACAGGGGUUUGUAGUUUUUUCCAUUUUGGGACUGUGUCUUUCCCCCCUCCUCCAAGGUUUGUAGUUUUUUCCAUUUUGGGACUGUUUCUUUCACCCCUCCUCCAAGGUUUGUAGUUUUUUCCAUUUUGGGACUGUUUCUUUCACCCCUCCUCCAAGGUUUGUAGUUUUUUCCAUUUUGGGACUGUUUCUUUCCCCCCUCCUCCAAGGUUUGUAGAAUGCUAUCCACUGAAGGCUUGACUGGAUAGUGUUUACAGGUUGUGUUACUUUACUAAGCCAGCAGAGUUGGAUGAUACCUCACCUUGGAGUCUCUGCAUGCGUGGGGUCACCCCCCUCUCCCUCCUCCUGCUCAACGCUCGGCAGGUGACUUUACCCCUGGGGGUGCCUCGCCUUUUCCAUAUACAGUAUUAACAAGUUGUCCUGCAGUGUGUUGGCACACACAAACACGUAAGCCAAUAUGGGUGCCAACGUGCAUUUGCUGAUUUUUUUCUUCUGUGAUGGCCUAAUCAGGAAUGGGAACUUUGGUCAGCCGUCACCUCACACCUGAAGGGAAAACUAACAGACUACUUGUUGACAAUUUGUUUGGUUGCUGUUUCUAGAGGAUGACAGGGGGAAACUUACUGCCACCAAAACGUUUCUCUCGUCUUCUGUAAUGUCCCUUAUCAAUCUGCGUCUCUUCAAUCUAGAGUAAAAAGAACGGAAACUCAAUUGCAUGCUUUAUGUGUACAGUACAUGGAGGGAGGAAAUACCCUUAUGCUUUUUACUGUACAUCAUUUUUGAAUGUGCCUUAAAUGCCUUCUUCCUCACUAUGAAUCACUUGUAUUUCCUGUAAGUAUAGCUUUAUAGACUUUAUUUACUUUGUUUUGUCUUGUUUUGUUUCCAUUUUCUUUCAAACCAAUAAGUACGGUGUCCCUUUUAAGCUUUUUACUUGAUUUCUGUGAGAAUUGAAGCAUUGUGGAAAAAAGAGGCGCAGUUGAAUGAAAACUAUGCAGUCAUGAAGCUUCUUCCGCUCAGUCUGUCGUUCAUCGCUUGUGUAUAUGCUGAAUUUCCUGUGUACGAUCUGCAGAUGCAGCAAAGUCAAAAGAAAGAUGGAGGAGUUUUUUUUAGGAUGCAAGAGCUCUUGGACAGGUGAAAAAAGCUCA
Messenger RNA from Oncorhynchus tshawytscha (Chinook salmon), 4102 nucleotides. Its product is annotated as TGF-beta-activated kinase 1 and MAP3K7-binding protein 2. Gene Ontology annotation, molecular function: K63-linked polyubiquitin modification-dependent protein binding; ubiquitin binding. Lineage: Eukaryota; Metazoa; Chordata; Actinopteri; Salmoniformes; Salmonidae. The coding region runs from base 419 to 2845 and encodes 808 amino acids. The transcript has 8 exons. Gene Ontology annotation, biological process: positive regulation of protein kinase activity. The record is from RefSeq and is a predicted model, not a curated record.